CUUUUCUCUCAUUGCAUUACAUUUGCGGUGACCUUCUCUUUCUUGUCUCAUCUCCUUGCUCCUAUUUCGUGUUGGUAACUAAAGCUGGAAGUCUAUGUACUGACGAUAAUCAGCUACGAACAUCGCCGCGCCCAAUGACUUGUCUCUACUCGGCGCUAGCAGUAUUGCGAAAUUCUUCUCAAGUUAUGUUUAUUUGAGAAUAAUUGAAAGCCUAAAAUACUAGUACUCAGUGCAUUCAAGUGAAGCGGUCAAGAAUCAGUAAGACAUAUGCCCCCAAAACUUGUGUUUUUGGCUGGAGGGAAGGGACGAGAGAUGUCUCCUGAAAAGAGAAGAAAUUCCUCCUUGGACUCUCCCAAACGCAAUCCGGCGAUGAAUGAUUUAUCGAGGCAGUUCUCUGGCUUGUCCGUGACCAGCAGAGGAUCAUCUUCAUCCUCAUCAAUAGCCGCGAGCAAGGCCAGUAAGCGACGGUUUUCCUUGAGUAGCAUCACCGAGCCAUCCGACAUUGCCAGGGCACUGGGCGGUGGGCAUUUCAAAAGUGUGGUGUGCAUGGUAGGUGCAGGUAUAAGCACGGCCAGCGGUAUACCGGACUUCAGGACCAAAGGUACUGGGCUGUAUGAUAACCUCGCCAAGUACAACCUCACAGAGCCCGAGGACAUAUUCGACAUUGACUUCUACAAGUAUCAGCCGCAGCCAUUCGUGAUGCUGGCUCAGGAACUGUACCCGGGAAAGUAUCGUCCUAAUGUCGCUCACCACUUCCUGCGCCUGCUGCACGAGAAGAAAGUGCUACGGCGCGUCUACACGCAGAACAUUGACGGACUGGAGCGGCUGGCCGGUGUUCCUCCAGAGAAGCUGGUAGAAGCCCACGGGACGUUCUCCACGGCGUCUUGCACCAGCUGCCGUCGCAGUCAGGACCCGGAGGCGGUGCGGCGGACAAUCAUGGCCAACGGCGUGCCACGCUGCACACACUGUCGCCGCCUCGCCAAGCCUAACAUUGUGUUUUUCGGCGAGGACUUGCCCGAGCGAUUCCAUCGCCUUCGCUCGGUGGACCUGAAGACGUGUGAUCUACUGGUCGUGAUGGGAACGUCUUUGUCAGUGCAUCCGUUCGCCGGUCUUGUUGAUGACGUUCGCGCUACGGUUCCACGUCUUCUGUUCAACCGGGAUCUGGUCGGUCCGUUUCGCAAGCGUGCUGCUGGUGCUGCUGCUGGUGGCGGUCUGAAUUUCUCCCGUCGUCGGCCUGGCUCAGCACCCGACUUAGCUAUGCAGGGUGACCUGGCCUCGGCUCUGCACCGCUUCUGCCAAGCUUGCGACUGGCAAGAGUGUCUUGCUAAGCUGGAGAAUGAGGAUUCGGCAAGUGUGACGCCCUGCGGCGCGAAUACUCAGUCAGCGAGCAUGAGCGCUGCUGCCUCCGCUUGCCCUGACGGUGCUCCCAGCGCCGCGGGUUGUGAUCAGUCACGUGCAGACACGGCCACAGUGACCAGUAGCAAAGGCAGUAGCAGUGGCACUGGCACUGGCAGUAAUCAGUCUGCCAGCAUAUCUACGUCGAGUGCUACUAACACAGGCAGUGGUAGUGUAGCACAUACCACUGUGACAUCGUCAUGUUCGUCGUCUGCGUCAUCAGACACGUCAUCAAGUGGAAGCUCUACGACAAGUGGGUCAUCAACUGGAUCCUCCUCGUCAUCGUCAGUCUCUUCUACCAGUGAUACAGAGACUAGCCAAUCCAGCACAGCGGUGACUGAUAGUGUGUUUCACAGCAAGCAGGACGACACUGCCGCCAAGUCACAUGAAUCAGCAGCUCCAACACACACGUCUUCAUGCAGCAGUUCAUCAAAGGUAUCGAGCGUGAGUGUGAAAAGUGAAUCGUGCACACCUCCCGAAUCCGCUUCUGCAGCAGCAAGAAGAGAUGAAUCAAGUCGUGCAGACCCGCCAAACUCGGACCCGUCAAAUGUUCUGCCUACACAGGAAGGAGUGUCCUGAUUCAUGCAACAUAACUUCCUUCUCCUUGUCCUUUGGGAAUGCCAGGAGCUAUACGGUGCAGAGAGAAAGUGGCAUGGCACAUGCGUGAUGUAGGAAGUACACAUGCUGUGUGCACGUCUCGGCCACACAAUGCAAUGUGCAUCCUGAGCACGAGGGAUCUUCUCACACCUUGCAGCGCAUGAUCAGGUGGGCAAUGGCAAAGCGAUCGCCAUCGCCAUGACCAAUGCGGAGCAGCACGCGAGUGCCCGUCGCAUGGGCAUGGAAACAACAGGCAUGUCUACAGCUGUCCCGUUGGAUGCUUACGAGUACGCCUACAUCAGCGUCAGCCCCAGGGUCAAAAGCCAGCAAUGUAGGCACGUGCUGCUUGUCUUUAUUAGGCCUGGUUUGUUUAGAACACAGUCAUUGGGCGCCCACUGUGCUGGCUUGUGACGUACAUCAAGGCUAGGCAAAUGGGUGUGAGUAGCACAGACACACCGCCGUGCGACCAGCUUGAUGCGAUCAAAGAGAUCCAUGCUCAACGCAUGCUAUGGUUUGACUGUAGAAUUUCAUCAGAUCACAACCCCUCCCUCCAUGUCAGAUGGAAAAAUAGCAUUUCUUCUGCCAGCGAAGGCGUGUGCAUCACUCAUGGCUGCAGCAGGGUGUGGCAUUCUACAGAUGUCAUUUCUUCUACAUAAACGUUGGUGACCGCACAGGCGCUUGAUGCCCACGACGAGUAUGGCAACCGAUGUGUACUAGUCGCAUGCAGUGAAUGUGUGCUACGCUCACCGGUUCCUUAUCACUAUAUCGGGGUCCCCCCCAUAGCACAAAAGAGAACAUCGCGAUAUACAUGUAGAUUGGAGUGAUGACUGGAGAGGAAUACUGGUACGCGCCUCCAUUCAAUUCCAAGGCCUUCGUUUACACUCUCUUUUUAGUAUUACCUGCUCUACCUUCUCUCGGCUGCUCUCAGCUACAAAUUCUUCCAAAUAAAAUAAAUAAAUUCUAUCCAAAUUUUUGGGCCAGGCACAACUUCAGCCUCUACCAGCAGUGUUCCUAGGCAGGCAUUCUAAGUUUUGGUCUUUCCUUUUUUGUUACUUCCAUUAGUCAUUCCGAAUUGAAGAAGUAUUUUUAUCACACCGACAACACAUGGUGCUUGCUAUGAAAUUUCUACGAAUUUUCAACACUAUUUUGAGUAUUUUCUUCAAUGUAGUCAGGUAUUUGAAGUGGUGAUACUGUGA
Molecule: messenger RNA, 3188 nt
Organism: Sycon ciliatum
Lineage: Eukaryota; Metazoa; Porifera; Calcarea; Leucosolenida; Sycettidae
Product: NAD-dependent protein deacetylase sirtuin-2-like
Exons: 2
Coding region: 268-1974 (568 amino acids)
Cellular component (GO): nucleus
Molecular function (GO): NAD+ binding; histone deacetylase activity, NAD-dependent
Source: RefSeq, a predicted model, not a curated record